Molecule: messenger RNA, 1304 nt
Organism: Nicotiana attenuata
Lineage: Eukaryota; Viridiplantae; Streptophyta; Magnoliopsida; Solanales; Solanaceae
Product: GDSL esterase/lipase 7-like
Exons: 4
Coding region: 84-1163 (359 amino acids)
Molecular function (GO): hydrolase activity, acting on ester bonds
Source: RefSeq, a predicted model, not a curated record
GCCUUCGUUCUCUUGUUAUUUAAAGUCAAAUAUUUGCCCCUUUUUAAAAAAAAUCUUUUCACUAGAAUUUUGAGUAAAGAAUAAUGAUGGAGAAAUUCAGGUCUCUAGCAUUCUUGAUUAUACUCUUGUUCUAUGUUCAGUCAGUAAAAUCAGAAUUUCCUCUGGCACCAGCAUUAUAUGUUUUUGGGGAUUCAUUAUUUGACAGUGGCAAUAAUAAUGUUUUGCCAACUUUUGCUAAGGCUGAUUUCAAGCCUUAUGGUAUAAAUUUCAAUGGAGGAGCUACUGGAAGGUUUACAAAUGGGAAAACUGUUGCUGAUUUUAUUGCUGAAUUUCUUGGAUUGCCCUUCUCUCCACCUUACUUGAGUUUACGAGGUUCAGUAAAACUCACAGGGUUAAAUUAUGCAUCUGGUUCAUGUGGUAUUUUGCCUGAAACAGGAAAUAUCAUCGGGAAGUGCCUGCAUUUAUCUGAGCAGGUUGAUUUAUUCCAACGAACGGUGGAGCAAGAAUUGCCUAAGCAAUAUGAUGAUCCUGAGGAGCUUUCCAGUUAUUUGUCAAGGUCCAUUUUUCUCAUCUCCACAGGCAGCAAUGACUACGUAAACAACUACCUACAGCAAAACUUCUAUGACAAAAGCAAACACUACAGUCCUCAAUCCUAUGCCAAACUUCUCAUUCAUGCACUUUCUCAACAAUUUCAGAGGUUAUAUCGGUUAGGAGCUAGAAAGGUAAUAAUGUUCGAGAUAGGGCCAAUUGGUUGUGUUCCAUCACUUACAAAGCAGCUAAAACACAAUGGACUUUGCGCUGAAGAAUAUAACAAUCUUGCGGUAAUCUUCAACAACCUGCUCCGUGACAUGCUCAACAAUCUCACUUCCACUCUCAAAGGCUCCGCAUUUAUUCUUGGCCAUGCUCACUGGCUUGGCUACGACGCUGUCACCAAUCCUUCUACUUAUGGUUUAAUGGAUCCAAUUGGUCCCUGUUGCGUCACUUGGGCAAAUGGGACAUCAGCUUGCAUACCUGAACUUGUGCCCUGCCGCAAUGCAGAUAAACACUACUUCUGGGAUGGUUAUCAUCUUACUGAAACCGUGUAUAGGUUUAUCGCCACAAAAUGUUUCAAUGGGACUGAUGUUUGUAUUCCCAAGAAUAUUAAGGAGCUUGUGGAAGAUUGACAAAUUAAAGACUUUGUUCUUUAAGGAAAAGUGUUUAAGCUCCAGUUAUAUAUGUACAACUACGUGUAAAAUGGACUUGGGAGAAGUUAGAAAAUUGAAAAGCGGACCAGUAGAAGUUUGAUAUGAAGGAUUGUUUAGUUA